AUGCCAGAAUUCAACAGAGACGAGAAUAAAUGUGUUAUAACGGGAAGGCGGCGCAUGCUUCCCUGCGGGAUCUACUAUGCAGUCUCUAUAGCCACGCUGGGGCUGUUUCACGUUUUGUGCACGUUUUUCCCCAGAGUGCGGCUGUAUUUUGAAACGAAGCUGGCAUCAGUUGGAGAUGCCGACAUCUUAAUAUGCAAUGGAAAAACCUCCGAAGUGCGCGAGGAGGGCGUUGGGCCCGAGGAAAUAUCGGAUCUAAUAUAUGAGUAUGUGAAAAACGACAAGUACAGGUACGCUCUUGUAGAGGGCAGUCGCUACGUGUACAGCUGGCUGACCGACGACUACCACCCAACCAAGGAUAUAAAAUGCAUCGAGUCUCUUACAAGAAAAGAGAAAGAAAUACUUUUUGGGAAAAAUGAGCUGCCAUCCCAGAAAACCAACACUCUUUUAAUAUUUUUUCACGCGCUCUUUGAGGGGGUAAAUGUCUACACAAUUUUUGGAAUUAUUUUAUGGAUCCACAUAGAGUACUAUAUAUAUGCGUUUAUAAUAUUUUUGCUCAUGGGGUACAACCUUAUGAACGUGGUGAUAACAGAAAAAAACAAAAGCAUGCAGUCGGAUGAGAUCUCAAGGUCAAAGAAGACCUGCUUUUUGCUGGAGAACGGCGUGAUUUCUUUGAUAAAGGAAACCGACGUGGUUCUGAACGACUGGCUUGUGCUGUUCCCACACAGCGAGGUGCCGUGCGAUGCCAUUGUUGUGGAGGGAAGCGUGGCUGUUGAUGAGGGGUUUGUGACGGGAGAGUCUGUGCCCAUUCUGAAAAAAGAAAACGCAGAGGUUCUGGCAGGGUCUAUUGUGUUUCAGUCCACGCUGGAGAGGCCGCAGCGCGCCCUCAUAUCUGCCCCCCAGGAGGUAGAGAGGUAUCUCGAGUCAAACAACUACUGCAUAGUGAGGGCCAUUAGAAUUUCGUACAACUCUGCAAAGGGAAAGGCCUUUAAGAGCCUGGCGGAAGAGAAGGUCAUAAAGCCGCCUGUGUACUUUGACACCGUGAAAAUUAUUGGAGUCAUUUCUAUCAUGCUUAUCCCAUGCAUGGCUUCUGUGUUCGUGUACCUGUACAAUGAGCUGCCAAUGAACAAGCUCGUGGCGUACAUUUUCGACCUGGUGUACUCUCUUGUGUCUCCGUCCCUUCCAACGGCAAUAAUGGUUGGAAUGUCCAUUUGCGCAAGCCGCCUGAUGAAAAAGAAAAUUCAGUGCAAAAACAUUUCAAUAUCGAACAUCUCGGGAACAAUCACAAAGGUGUGCUUUGACAAGACAGGGACGCUGACCGAAGAAGGGCUCGACAUAAAGUGCAUAAACAUCAACGGACAGGAGGUGUUUUCCAUUGAAGAGGUCGACGACCCGGUCAUCAAGGCUGGGCUGUGCCUGUGCCACUCGGUCGAGAAAAUAGGCGACAAACACAUUGGUGACCCGCUGGAUGCGAAAAUGCUUCAGUUCACAGCAGGAUCUGUGGAAUACUCAACAAAAAACCAGAGGGUCCAGAAAACGGUCUUGAUGGGGGAAAAAAGGAUAGGCACCAUUGGCGAGACGUUUGACUUUGACUCAAAUCUAAGAAGAAUGUCGACAAUCUCGGAGAUGGAGGACGGGCAAAUCUAUGCGUUUGCAAAAGGCUCGGCCGAGACCAUCCACGCGAUAUCCAACAGCAAGCACAAAAUAGAAGAAAACAUGGCAAUUGUGGACGGGUAUGCAAAGGACGGGUACAGAGUUAUAACCUUGGCUGGAAAGCCCAUAGACAAGAGCACAAAAGACAGAGAGGCCGUGGAGUCUGAGCUGGAGGUUCUUUGCAACGUGGUAUUUGAAAACAAGCUGAAGAGAAAGACUGCAGACACCAUAGAGAUUCUUACACGCGCAGGCCUGUCCAACAUAAUGUGCACAGGCGACUCUUUGCUCACCGCGGUGUCAGUGGCAACCCAGUGCGGAAUAAUCGAGCAAUACGCUCCUGUGAUAUACCCAAAGUUUGCAGGGCCGGGCAGGGCAAUAGAAAAUGUAGAGUGGGUGUGCAUCAAUGACGACGUGGUCUUCGACAAGGUUUUGAUGAAGGUCAAAAAGGGGCGGGACUACAGCUCGUACAUUGACUAUGUGAUUGCAAUUGAAGGGUCGCUGUUUGAGCUUUUCAUGCAGUCCUAUGAAUACAAGCAGCUUCUUAUGAGGAGAUGCAAGGUGUUUUCGCGAAUGAACCCAAGCCAAAAAAGCGCAGCUGUGGAAAUGUAUAAAAAGACUGACCUGGUGUGCUUUAUGGGCGACGGCGCAAACGACUGCAACGCAAUAAACAUGGCAGACGUGGGCAUUUCCCUGUCAAACUCAGAGGAGGCACUGAAGUACUGCUUUUCGUCGUACCUGUCGAACACAAAGGAGAUUUCCUGCAUCCUAGACAUAAUAAAAGAGGGAAAGUGCGCCCUGGUCACCACAGUGUGCAAAAUAGAGCAAAUCCUGAUCAUAACUAUAUCGCAGUUUUGCGCGCUGCUCAUUCUCCUGUUCAAUGGACUGUUUAUGUCGGACACACAGAAUAUAUACGUUGAUAUUUUCAUAAACAUCCCGCUGUCCAUUCUCAUGAGCCGGUUCAAGCCUGCUAAGAGGCUGUCCAAGAAAACGCCCAAGAAGAAGCUUCUCAGAAAAAGCGUGAUCAGUGGGAUGGCUAUCCACUGCCUCACGCACACUAUGCAUCUGUUUAUUCUGACAAGGUACCUAAAGCACUUGGGGCACACUGGCUUUGUUCCCCCCGAGCCCGAAAAGCUUUCAGAAACGUCGCAGCUGGCCACGGGAAUAUUUAUAAUUUCGAAUAUACAGGCUCUGUACUCGGGGAUGGUGUACGCGCCGGGCGCGCCCUUUAGGCAGGGAAAAGGCAAGUGCAGGCUGUUCAUUUGGUUUUACAUAUGCCACUUCACUGCAAUUUCCAUCUUUCUGGUGGCAGUCAGCAACACCUAUGUCAGCGACAAGUACUUUGUCUGUGUAAAGAGCAGGAAAAUAUUUAACCUGCAGCCCCUUUCUGUAAACGCAGUUCUGUGCAUAGUGGGGUUGGCAGCUUCAGACUCGCUUAUUAUAGAGCUGGUGUCGAAGCUGACCAAAGUCCUGCUGGCCAGCUAG
Messenger RNA from Nematocida major, 3132 nucleotides. RefSeq names its product cation-transporting P-type ATPase 13A2. The transcript has a single exon. The record is from RefSeq and is a predicted model, not a curated record. Lineage: Eukaryota; Fungi; Microsporidia. Bases 1 to 3132 code for a protein of 1043 amino acids. Gene Ontology annotation, cellular component: membrane. Gene Ontology annotation, molecular function: ATP hydrolysis activity; P-type transmembrane transporter activity; ATP binding. Gene Ontology annotation, biological process: intracellular calcium ion homeostasis.